ACACUUGGGAUAUCCUUGAAUUUCAAGGUAAAGACUAAUGCCAAAAAGAGCUUUUCUAAUGUAUUACUCAUAUUUGAGAUGGAAAUAGAACUUCUAAUCAGCUACUACUUGAAAAGAUAUUAGAAAUAGGCCUAUCCAUUUGACUUAUGUAACUCUUAAUAAGACAAAAUUAACUUUAUUUGAUUUAUUGUCUUAAAGCCCAAGUCUCUCUUAAUAUAAACCAAAUAAUUUACAACAAGAGACCUUGUCCAUUUCUCUAGAAAGAAAGCAAAGAAAACUUCCUCAGAAGUUCCAUGAAAAUGCUCAAAAAACAAUAUUAGAAACAGAGAGAGAGAAAAAUGGGGAGAGCUCCUUGUUGUGAUAAAGCUAAUGUGAAGAGAGGACCAUGGUCACCAGAAGAAGAUGCUAAGCUUAAGGAAUUCAUAGACAAAUAUGGCACUGGUGGUAAUUGGAUUGCUCUUCCUCAAAAAGCUGGAUUAAGGAGAUGUGGAAAGAGCUGUAGAUUGAGAUGGCUGAAUUAUCUAAGGCCUAAUAUCAAACAUGGUGAUUUUUCUGAUGAGGAAGAUAGAGUUAUAUGCAGCUUGUAUGCCAGCAUUGGAAGCAGGUGGUCAAUUAUAGCAGCUCAAUUACCAGGAAGGACUGACAAUGAUAUAAAAAACUAUUGGAACACAAAGCUCAAGAAGAAGGUCAUGGGUUUAAAAUCACCUUUCUUUCCACCAACCCAAACCCAAACAUUUUCAAGUCUGUUUAGAGAUUCAUAUUACACCACAACUAGGUCUCUCACUGGUGGCUUAGAGCACAUUUCAUCAGCCCAACCAAAUCUUAUCAUGUGCACUAGCAAUAACAUGAACUUUAACUUUGAGUUGGGGACAAAUCAAUAUUCCUAUUUUCAGCCAUGUCAAGAUCAGAGCUUAAUGAAUCCCAUGCAAGCAACUUGUUCCUCAUCUGAUGGAAGUUGCAACCAAAUGAGCUAUGGAAAAGACAUUAAACAAGAGGAAAUGGGCAGUUGUUUACAGAGUCACAUUCCAACAACUUUUGAAGAAACCACCCAAAAAUUUACUCUUGAUUAUGGUAACAAUAUUGGACGUGGUAAUGAUCACCAGCUUGGCACUUGGGCUGAUCAAAAGUCAAAUGGAUAUCAAAGUAGUCAAUUCCAGUAUUAUGAUAUUGAAGAAGUUAAGGAGCUGAUUAGUAGCUCUAGCAGUGGCAAUGGAUGUAAUAACAACAGUUUUUUCUUCUACAAUGAUGAAAACAAGACAAAUGAGAGAGGGAUGCACUAUUAAUGAGGAUCGGAGAAAAAUUCAAAUAGGUGGCCGGGGUUAAUUUGUGUACUUGUGAUGGAAUUGAAUUAAUGAAAAGCUUCUAUUUUGCUUCCACAGAGGUUUUGCUUUCUGUGCAUUUCGUUUUUGUAGUUAUCAUGUAAUAUCGUUAUCAUUAUAUGUGUAAUGUCUAUGCUUUUGUCCCCUA
Messenger RNA from Nicotiana tabacum (common tobacco), 1467 nucleotides. RefSeq lists its product as uncharacterized. Lineage: Eukaryota; Viridiplantae; Streptophyta; Magnoliopsida; Solanales; Solanaceae. The record is from RefSeq and is a predicted model, not a curated record.